Cyprinus carpio (common carp) is the source of this 1628-nucleotide messenger RNA. Its product is annotated as putative nuclease HARBI1. Lineage: Eukaryota; Metazoa; Chordata; Actinopteri; Cypriniformes; Cyprinidae. The record is from RefSeq and is a predicted model, not a curated record. Bases 1 to 930 code for a protein of 309 amino acids. The transcript is spliced from 5 exons.
AUGUCGCUGGACCGCAGGUCUAAAAGAACCGAUGAUCCGCCAGGAAGAUCCCCGACCAGACUUUCGCCUGAGCAGGGAGUCUCUGGCAGUGUUGCAGAACCUCCUGAACCAGGAGAGAAGACAUGGGUGGGGUGCUACAAUAGAGACCCUGGUGUUUCUCUUCUGGUUGGAGGUGGUGGCCAUUCGCCACAAGGUCAUCUUCCUCCCGAAGACCCCGGAGCACCUGGAAGAAGUGUCCCGCGGGUUUGCAGGGCUGGCACGCCACAGAGCUUUUAUCAAAGCUGCGGUGCCAUCGACGGCUGUCACAUCCGCAUCAAGCCUCCGAGCGGCCCUGAUUGUCAGUGCUACAGAAACAGGAAACUGUUUCCAUCCAUAAUCCUUCAGGCUGUUUGUGACCAUCAGGGCCGCUUCAUCGAUACGUACGUGGGCUGGCCUGGAUCGGUGCACGACUCCAGGGUGCUCCGCCACAGCCCACUGUACGCUCAGUCAUCCUACCCUCCUCCAGGGCAUUUCAUCUUGGCCGAUGGAGGAUAUCCAUGCCUCCAACGGCCUCUCCCCCUCAUCACUCCUUACAAGAGGCAGGUGCAAGGUGUGGGAGCCCAGCGCUUUAACAGCCAUCAUUCCAGGGCACGCUCCAUUAUAGAGGGUGGUUUUGGAAUGAUGAAGACAAGGUUCCGGUCCAUCUUCCUGCAAGCGCUGGAGGUGCACUACACCUUUGUUCCUCAUGUUGUGACAGCAUGCACCAUCCUCCACAACAUCUGCCUCAGUGCCGGAGACGUGUUGGCACCUGAGGAUGAGCCUGAGGACGAUGUGGAGGAAGAUGAGGGGGAGGCUGACAUGGAGGCCGUCAGCGGUGCUCAGUGGCGGGACCAACUCUGUGCUGAGGUGUCUGCCCUGGAGGUUGUACCACCAGGUCAUAACUACCUUUAACAAGCAAAUGUGACAGCCGUUGAUUGAUUCGCUCUGCAAACCCUGCUGGUGGACGAUGUAGUGGACAAUGGGAGGAGACAUCCUGAAGCUCUCUGCAGACCACCCUGUGAUGUUUCACUCGCCAACCAGAGGACCAGCCACGGAUCCCUGCUGCACUCCAUCCAUGUCUCUCAUCCUUUCAGCGGCUCCAGCAACACUGCCAGGGACUCCCGUUGUAAUCAAACAUAAAAAUGGUCCAAUACCUGGUCACUCAGAUUAAUCCUGCAGUGAUCUGUUAAAAUCUGUUGUCCUGUAAAUAGUUCUGUAAAUAGUUUCUGUAUGUUCUUGAAUUUUGUUACCUCAAUUUUGUUUUCUGAAUGUUAUUAAAUAAUUAUACACUUAAUUUUCUUUACAAAUGUUCCUUUUACUGAAAAGUAUGGAAAAUAAAAAAGAAAUACAAUGAAUGAGAAGUAUUUCUUUCAAACAAUUUAUUUCAAACAACUAAAGCUAACAAUGGAAAAAAUUUAAUCCCUCCCACCCCAAGAAAAAAAAAAAUUAUUUGGGGACCCAACACUCCAGAAUGGAGAAGAGCCUGUCCAUCCUCUCCCUGCUCUCCUGUGCCCUCCUCUCUUCAGCCUGUGCUCUCCUCUCUUCAGCCUCUCUCUGCUGCCUCAUGUCCUCCCUGAUGAGGUCUAACAGCUCCUGGUCACUGUCCCUUC